GUGACGCUUCGGAGAGCCGCGGUCCGUUGCUCUGAGCGCCAUGGAGCAGGUUUUCCGGAGAAACGGGCUCGUUCUCCUCAAGUCUCUGCUGAGCAUCUCCCUGUUCUUCGCCUCCCUUCUCCUACUCCACAAGCUGAAACUCCCCGAGAAGGAACACUUGAGGCGCGCCGGCUGGUGCAGGGACUGUUUUUCGUCGAGGGGGGAGGACAGCCAGCAGACCUCUAAAAUCCACAAGCGCCCGACGGUUCCGGGCGCACCUGGGGCGCGGCGGCUUUCCAACCAAAGCGUUCCGUUCUGGGACGUGCUGGCGCUGAACUGCAGCGAGGACGCCGCGGUGAAAACAAAGGACUGGUUCCGGAGGUUGGACCCGAGGUUUCACCAGUUCGUCCUGCACCGGCACUGCAGGUACUUCCCGAUGCUCAUCAAUCACCCGGAGAAGUGCGCGGCCGCGGGCGGAGGGGUGCACCUCCUGAUGGUGGUCAAGUCCGUCAUCGAGCACCACGAUCGGCGCGAGGCGGUGCGGAAAACCUGGGGCAGGGAGCACGCGGCGGAAGGGAAGACCAUCAGGACCCUUUUCCUUUUGGGGAGUCCUUCCGUCGGCAAAGACGCCAGGAACCUGCAGAAGCUGAUCGAAUACGAGGACCGGAUCUACGGGGACAUCCUGCAGUGGGAUUUCAUGGACACCUUCUUCAACUUAACCCUGAAAGAGGUCAACUUUCUCAAAUGGUUCAACAUCUACUGCGUGGACGUGCGCUUCAUAUUCAAAGGGGAUGACGACGUGUUCGUGAACACCGAAAACCUGCUGGACCUCAUUGACUUCAAGGUGGAGGAGCACAUGGAGACCAGUCUGUUUGUGGGGGACACCAUUUCCAAGGCCAUCCCCAUCCGGAACAGGCAGAGUAAAUACUACAUCCCCCGGGAGCUCUUCGAUAAGCCGUACCCUCCUUACGUGGGGGGAGGGGGGUUCCUCAUGUCCUCAAAGGUGGCCAGGGGACUCUUCGCCGUCUCAGAGGACCUGGAACUGUACCCCAUCGACGACGUCUUUCUGGGCAUGUGCCUGCAGAGCCUCCGCCUGAGCCCGGAGAUGCACUCGGGCUUCAGGACCUUCGGCAUCACCAGGCGCCGGGUGAGCCCCAUGAACAGCGAGCCGUGCUUUUACAAGAACCUCAUCGUGGUGCACAAACUCAGCACGCAGGAACUCCUCAAGAUGUGGACCCUGGUGCACCACCAAGAACUGGUUUGCGCGCGGAGGACCUCUGUGUGAUAUUUUCACGUAAAAAAAAAUAUGAAGGGAAGCAAGAGCACUUGAUUAUGAUGAAUUUUUUUUAAACAGUUUGGAGUCCUUUUCAACUUUUGGGAAACCACUACCGUGCAGGUCUACGGUGCAAUUCCAAGUGCCUUUUCAAAUUUUUAGCCUCACAGGCCAAGCGCUAAAUACGUGAUGGAUGUUUGUGGCUUACAAUUACAUAUUGCAAGUUUAAUUUUGCGCUGCCAACAAAAGAAAGGUCAAAAGAAACUGAAAUUCAGUGAAUUUUCGAUUAUUACGGUGUAAAUACAAAC
This is a messenger RNA of Syngnathoides biaculeatus (alligator pipefish), 1560 nucleotides long. It is a transcript of the gene b3gnt7l, whose product is annotated as UDP-GlcNAc:betaGal beta-1,3-N-acetylglucosaminyltransferase 7, like. Gene Ontology annotation, molecular function: hexosyltransferase activity. NCBI's taxonomy places the organism in Eukaryota, Metazoa, Chordata, Actinopteri, Syngnathiformes, Syngnathidae. Gene Ontology annotation, cellular component: membrane. The transcript has a single exon. Bases 41 to 1264 code for a protein of 407 amino acids. The record is from RefSeq and is a predicted model, not a curated record.